Molecule: messenger RNA, 387 nt
Organism: Humulus lupulus (European hop)
Lineage: Eukaryota; Viridiplantae; Streptophyta; Magnoliopsida; Rosales; Cannabaceae
Exons: 2
Coding region: 1-387 (128 amino acids)
Biological process (GO): DNA integration
Molecular function (GO): nucleic acid binding
Source: RefSeq, a predicted model, not a curated record
AUGAAUUUUCUACAUAAGAAUAUUUUCACAGGGUUUGGUACUCCCCAAGCUCUCAUUAGUGAUGAAGGCAGUCAUUUCUAUAAUAAGAAACUUGAUGCUUUACUUGUUCGCUAUGGAGUAUACCACCACACUGCUCUACCUUAUCACUCUCAAUCGAAUGGUCAAGCUGAAUUUUCAAACAAGGAGGUGAAAAGUAUUCUUGAAAAGAUGGCAAUGAAGAAGCCGAAUUUUGAUGAGAAAGCUACUAAACAGAAUAGGCUACUCCAACUAAACGAGCUUGAUGAGUUUCGUAAUGAAGCCUAUGAGAAUGCCAAAAUCUACAAGGGAUGCACAAAGGCAUGGCUCGACAAGAACUUGAUCAGAAAAGAGUUCCAACCCGGGCAAUAA